Amoebophrya sp. A25 is the source of this 26446-nucleotide messenger RNA. The record is from the annotation of a GenBank genome assembly. NCBI's taxonomy places the organism in Eukaryota, Dinophyceae, Syndiniales, Amoebophryaceae.
CGGAGCGCGUCGAUACAAUUCAAGACAAGAAUAUUGGAAGUCCACCUAAUAUAUGAAUUUAUUUGUAACAAGUAUGUUAUUUUUACGAGGAGGGUCCAACCAUAUUUGGAAACACGAAAGUAGAAUUCCUUAGCCAUUGCUAAAGUUGCUUCGUCUACCUGUUAGAAGUGGUAGUUCAAUCUAAGAUUUGAGGGAGUAGAAUUGUUGUACAACGAAACCAAUAGAGAAAUAGGUCUUUGAAAAGAUGACGCUGCUCUACAUUAAGUUUCUCAAGUAGUGAAAGAGCAAGAGCAACUAUCUAAAUGAUAGAUGCCACUAAAAAAGUUGAAUCUCACCUAAAUCCUUCUAGCAGCUGCUCACUGCGUCAACGCGGCUCGUCUGAAUGUUUCAUAUCGAUCUGCUAAAAUAAACUGGUUCAGCAAAAUGAAUACUUUAGGUAGUAUUGAAAAUAUGACUUCCAUGGUGAAUCCUAGAUGCCCACAACUUGUAGUUAUGUAUCUUGUUCUACUUAAAAAAGAUGAUAUUCACUCAACUCUUCUCGUAUAUCGUUUAGAUGAAGAUGAUAAAAUUCAAAAAAUACAACUUGUGGAAUGUGGAUGCAUGUGAAGCUGAGGAGAAGUGAAGAAGGACAAGCAUGAUGCAAUUGUCAUAAGAUAGAAGCUUCCGUAAAAAUUUUCACUAGAAGAAGAAGCCAUACAUUAUAAGAAAAAAGGAUCUUCACCAAAACAAGCGAAACCCGCGCUCCCGCUCGUAUCAAAGUAGGUUGCCGAAGAACUCUUUGUUCAUGUUCAGCUUCAAAAUAUCUAAUGUUUUUAUAUAAACGUAUUGAUUUGUUCAAGAAGAUCAUGAUCACCAUUCACAAAGAUUUCAUGUCGCAACUGCAAAACAAGAUGAAGGUUGCCUACCUACAAAACAAGAACUUCGCAUUCGCUGUUCAUGUGAUCGUUUUCGUCAAGUAUAAUGAAUGUUGUGUUCAUCGUUGGCCGUUCCACUGAUAUUGAUUCAUCGUCGUUGGACAGAAGUUUUAACUGAGAGGACCCAAUAGAAGUGCUGGGGGACGAGAACGAGUGAAGCAAAAGACGCAGAGAGGUUUGAGGGAGUAACAAAUCGAUUCAACCUUUCAGAUGUUGAGCGUCGUUCGAAGUCAUACGCCUACUAUCAUCUCGACAUACUACCAUCUCGACCUACAACGCCUACUGAAUAGUAUACUAACACAAGAAUGAUCCAGCAAUUAUACUGAUUCAUCCAACACAACAUCAAUCCAAAGAUAGGAGGGGGAAGAAAGUAGAGGGGGUAGAACUAGAAAAACACCGCCUAGUAGAAGAGGUGGUUCGGAGCAAUCCUCCGAUUAAGACCUCAGUACAGAGCACAGUCGCGCCAUCAUACAGAUUACGCGCUGAAGCGCGUGGGUCUGGAAUUUUGUUCACAGCAGUCGAACCGCAAUCUUCGAAGAAGAACGCGAACUUCUACUUCGCAAAAGGAGAAUUAACGAACGAUUGUAACAAGCAGAACUUACUCAACAAGGAGUGUACUGAAAAAUAGGAAUACAACAACAACAAGCGGACAUCUUCUAAAAAGAAGAAUCUUCCGCUACAACGUUAACAGGAAUUUCCAAGAUCAGAAUCAGUUGUGCCAAAACUUCUUCAAAAACAUCUUGUUGUACAACGAAGAACUAGUUCUCCUUUCAGAACAGGAGAAGCAAACAACUUCAUCUUGUAGUUUCCAAGAAGAAAAAGCAACAAGAUGUCAGCUCGUACUCAGUGGAUGACGGCAAACGCCGCCUGCGUUUUCGAUCCUAAGGGAGAUCUUAACGUCCAGGGCGAUGUCGAUGCCGCAUUUCAAACAAACACGAAGAUUUAUGGCACCAUUCUUCACUUUGAAGAUGACUUUGUUGGUUGUUGUAGACUCCAAAUCGAAAUCAGAUGAUGCUAUAGAACACACCAUGUUGUGCAUUCACUUCUGCUACACGUACUUGUCCCUGGUCACGUAGUACUAGAAGUGUUGUGAAGGCUUCUGCCUCUAAUCCCUGGUCACGGACUUUCUUUCCGGUACGGCAAAAAAGAGCCACCUUUUCGUUUACUACCAGAAGCCAGAUGUUGUCACGGCAACAGGCGCGUUCCAAGAUGGACCGGGAAAGGCUAAGGUCAUCUUGACCUACGGUGAGAAGGAAAGGUACAACUGCUCUUACAGGAGUCACGAAUACAACAAAUGGCCUCCCUCCGUAGUUCUCCGCUGCGAAGUGGAAAAGUAGAGUAGCAUCGUGGCACUUAUUUGUUCAUGCAAGUCGUUAUUUGUUCAUGCUAUAGUUGUAAACUAAAUCAGUAUCAACAUCAAUCUGCUCAGCGCCCCUACCCCAGCACACCCAACAUUCAUUUACAACAGACUGAAAGGCCACGGCGUUUUUUUCGUGCGUAACUGUGGAGAAGGCAAGGCCAUCAAAGAUGAUGUCAACACGGAUAACGAGCUCCUCUUCGGUGAGAUUAGUGCAGCUCCUCUCGCCUCCAUGGGAGCUAGUUUGAACUCUUUUUUUGUGCCUCUGGUCCAAAAAACGGACCCCACUACGGUCUUCGGCAUGUGCCCAAGCGAACAAAAGACGGAUUUCGUCAAGAUGUUGGGAAAAUUCUCAGAAGAAUUGGGUGACGCGGUGAAAAGCAUGGCGGGAGGGAUUGUACAAAUUCUAUUCUCCAUUCUUGCCUUGUUUAAAUCGAGAAAAAGUUCGUCCACAUACUACUAUGUAUAAGAAAGUAUAAUCACGUUGUUUUUCCCCAUGAUAACCAUAGAAAAAACUUCUAGCGCUUGCUGAAGCUGAUUUUACAAUCUGAAAUUGAAUCCUCCAUUUCCUGCAAUUCGCCAACAGGAACUACAACCUCUGGAGCCCGAAAAGGAUAUUUCUGAUAAGCGUGUCGACUACGCGAGCUUGGUUACUACGCAGCCAGAUCUGAUCGCUUACUAUGAAACUGUCCUUGGCGGAUGGUGCGAGCAAAUCGAACAGUUUCUAGACGGUUCUGCUGACGAGGCUGUUACUUUAUGAACAAUGGCAGUGACGAGGACGACUUGCUCUUGUUGUAACUAAGUUCACAACUACAUGUUUUUUUCUAAGAAUUAGAAUCUUCACUCUCUUCAUGACGAGUGACGAGGACCUUCCGGGUUAGGGUUUAUGGUUUAGGGUUACUUAACGACCUACAAUCUAGUCCAGUCAUCAUUAUUUGGAAAGUCCGUCUCGAUCUCUUCUAAAGCCGGCUGAAGGCGGCGAGGUCCCUGGACCCCGCACUGAACUCGAGCAGUGGCGUGCUCGCAUGCAGAGGGUGACCAGUAUCACGGAGCGCCUGAAGGCCAAGGACUUCAAAACGGUGCAACAGGUCUUGCACGCGGUUUCUCGUGUCAGCGCCGAAAACAUGCAGGCCACGACUCGCCAAAGCGUGAUUGGCGUUUUGCGUCGUUGGAAGCGCAUCGAUGUUGGCAUCACGGAAGCCUUUAACGAGGCCAAGGACAACGUGAAGUACUUGAGCUCCCUAGACAAGUUCUUGGAGCCUCUGUACACGGGCACUCCGAGCCAGAUCAUCGAUGGCAUUCCGGCAUUGCUGAACAGCGUAAAAAUGAUCCACACGAUUGCGCGAUACUACAACACCACAGAGCGCAUGACCACACUCCUCACGAAGGUGACCAACCAGAUGAUCUUGAGCUGCAAGAUGUGCAUCCUAGGCGACGACUUGGACACUGGCAGUGACGAACUGUGGGAACGCGAUCCUCUCCAACUGAUCCGCAGUCUGGAACUCUGCUUGAAGAUGAACGAGAGCUACCAGGAGGAGUACCGCAGAACCAAAGAGAAGCUCAUGUUACGGCAAAUGCAUUUGUUGUUACAGAUACAGUCAGUUUCUUUCUUUGAAGUGAAAUAGUUUCUUGAAUUCUAAGGCCAAUGCGAUUGUUGUUACUCACGCAGUGCAGAAGCAGAAGGAAAAGAACAUUGGGUGCAUUUUCUCAAAAGAUGCAAAUACAUAUCUUUUGUGUUUUGUUAGAAAGAUCGUUUCUUGAAUUGUUGGGUUGCUCUCGAGAUUGUUGUUACUUCCCCAGCAUGAUCCUGUCCUCUCGUGCUUCUCGUCUAUCCUUCUAAGGGAAUAGAAACUCUAGUAUUCAAGAUGCUCUAGUAUUCAAGAUGGAUAAAAAUUUCUUCUAGCUCUAAUCAUGGCCCUUCCCAAAGGCAAGCAAUUCGACUUCAGCGAGACUCUGAUCUUCGGUCGUUUUGACUUGUUCUGCCGACGUGUGGUCAAAUUGAUCGACAUGUUCUCGACUAUCUACCAGUUUCAGUCCUUGUCCCAACACCGAUUCGACGGAAUGGAGGUGCUGGUGAAUAACUUUGUCCGCAUCAUGGGAGACUUCCGCAACAAGCGUCACGACCUCCUGGACUUCCACCAUAACAAAUUUGAUAGGGAUUACGUGGAUUUCAACGUGCGGAUCUCAGACCUGGAAGCGGCGUUACAUUAAGACUCCUCGGGUGGAUUGUUUUUCAUUUCUUUUAAAUUAUUUCCAAGAAACUCCUCUACUUCUUGAUCUUGUUUGGUUGACAACGUCGUUUUUUUGUCGUAACGAAUUUAGAAACUAGGAAUUCUUGUCGUAUUUCAGCAGAAGCAUCUCGCCUCGCGGUUGACAACGCCAUGCCACAACUUACUAUGUAUAUUUAAACUCCCGCCCCCAGCUCCACGCACUACCCCCCGCUCCUCUAAUCCUCGCAGUUUAUCAACCAGAGUUUCGAGUCGAUUACUUCGAUUACCUCCAGUCUCAACCUGUUGAAGAAAUUCCAGUCUAUUCUCCAGCGUGACACUUUGCGAAGCGACCUGGAGAGUAAAUUCACGGUCAUUUUCCACAACUACGGUCUAGAAUUGACCACAGUCCAGGAUCAAUACGAAAAGCACAAAGCGGCGCCACCACUUGUGAGGAAUUUGCCUCCAGUAGCGGGAAAUAUCACCUGGGCUAGGCAUUUGUUGAAGAGAAUUGAAGGUACUGAAAAAUUAUUUGGAUUUGAUAGAAGAUGUUGAACUGGUGGAAAAUUCUCGUGGUAAUCUCGGACUACGACCUACAGAUACAGCGUAUCAGCAACUAUAUGGCACGCAAUUCUGGUAACAACCAAACCCUUCAGGUCCCAUGCAGAAGUUCCAGCGUAGUCCGUCCGUCUUGGCGGGGAAGGAUGCGAAGAAGAUCAUCCGCAUGUACAACAAAAUGGCGAAAGCUUUGGUUGAGUUCGAAAUGCUCUGGUACCAAGCAUGGGUUCACUCCAUCGAGAGCGCCAAAAGCGGUCUUCAAGCAACGUUGAUCGUGCGUCACCCCGAUGACGGCAAGCUGCACGUCAACUUCGACUGGGAGAUUCUGCAGUUGAUCCGCGAAACCAAGUGCUUGGAUCGCAUGGGCAUCGAUAUUCCGGAAUCGGCAAAAAUGGUCUUGCUGCAAGAAUCGAAGUUUAAGGGCUACUACAACGAGUUGACCUUCAUCCUGCGCGAGUACCGCAGAGUAGUCCAAACAGUGAAGCCGAUCGCGUCCAACCUGCUGAAGCCGCAUUUGGACAAUCUCGAGUUUCAAUUGCGACCUGGACGUGUUACGUUGACGUGGACCAGUAUGAACAUUGGCAACUACAUCGACACAGUGUGGAGGGAACUGCGAAAGUUGGAACAGCUGGUGUUGACCGUGAACGACAUCAUGGACAAUCGAGUCGAUGCAACGCUGAAACUAGUAGCGCGCAUCUUGCUGGUCCAAUUGCCGGAAGAAGGAGAAACCGUGUCGUUGGAAGACUUUAUCUUAUGGACGAUGCUUUCAACAUCCUGCUGUUAUUUUUAGAUCCAUCUACUUCUUUUUAGAUUUACUCCACGUUGUUCCCAAAGUCGCUUCCUCCUCUAAUCCUCGACAUCCAAGAGAAGCACGUCCGCGAAACUACUUCCUUCUUGCACGCCAAAUCUCUGGAAAUCGAAGACUCUGUUGACGACCUACUGACUCAAAUCGUUGGAUUCCCGAUUGACUCUCACGUCCGCGGCGUGUCUGAGUCCGAGAUCAUCAAGGUGAAGGCCCACUACAACUGGUCCAUGUACCAGGCUCUGCUGAACGCCACUCGUCGAUCGUUGAACGCCAUCAAGGUCAGGCUGACCGCGAAGCGUGAUGCUGGAGGUGCGAUGGCUUUGGCAGCAGUGGCUAGCUCAGAUGAGAAAGAGAAGGAAGCGGAAGGCGAAGAAGGAGGAGCGAGCGCGGCUCCACUGUCGCCGCCGUUCUUCGAUGUGGAACUGGAAUUGGAUGGUACUAUUUUCUAGGUGGCUGCUUCUCGAUCACUUUAUCUUAGCUUUGUCUCAAUAAUUAGCAUUUUCUAUGAACCUGAAUCAUGAUGAUGAUUACAACAAAGAACCACAUUGUGGUCUAAAACUUGCAUGAUCGUUGAAUGAUCGAAAAUAAACAGGUAUCGGUGUCCGCCUGAAGCCGUCUAUUGAAGAUAUUCAGUCCGCUGUCAAUGGUGGCGCCGUCGCGGUCCUCAAAUGCUCCAAGAUGAUCGAUGCCUGGGACACGGUCACGAUUCCAGAAGCUGUGCAGCUUAUCAUCAACCCCAACCUUCCGCCCAUCCGCGGUAGCGCUGCCCAGGGUACCUUCUACGAUCGCAUUUCCCAAGACAAGGAGAUUCUCAAGGUCGUUCUGUUGCUGACAGGUUCGAUCCGCAGUGCGAAGAAGGAGUGCGCGAACUACGUGACGAUCUUCGACAAGUUCUCGUUGCUGUGGACGAAGAACGUGGAAGAAGAGUAUGCGACCUUCCAAGAAGGCAUUCCUACGCUGUCGGAUUUCGAGACGAAGCUGAAGGGAUUCAUCAGGAUGGCAGAGGAUGCAGCGCGAUACAACGGAAAAGCACAAAUCUCAGCGUUGAUUUUGAAGUUAUGACUCUCUACUUUUUUCUAGCUUUUUAGUACAAUAGAAGUAUCCACUAUGUACAUGAUCAUGCGAGUAACCUCGUUACCAAUAAUAGAGUAGUUUAUAGCACGCAUGGUGCAUGGAGUGGCAUGGAGUGCAUGGAGCGCAGAGCUUUAAGGGGCGCAAGAAGCUCCCCCUUUAGCUCCAUGCAGCUCCAUGCGAUUCAUGCACUCCAUGCCAUGCGAGCCGGCGAACCUUAUAAAUUACUCUACUGAUAGGGCACCCCUAUAAACUUCUCUACAAUAAGAAACCCGCUUAUCGUCCUCUGUCUCCUCCUCUAAUCCACAGCGACGGCUUAUCCAAGUCCCUAGUCGAAUUGGGUCACCACUGGAAGAUGGCCUUCGCUAAGAAGUUGCAUAUCAAUGUCCGUACCAAGCUCGACAGCGUUGCUGAGAUGGUCAAACAAACUACCAAAAAGCUCAACCGUGAGGUGGGAGAGGGUGACAUCGAUGCUUUGGGCUUCGUGAUGCAAACCUUGCAGGAGGUGCGCGCUAAGCAGAGUGAGAUCGAGUUGGAGUUCGGCCCGAUCACCCACAUGUACCAGAUCUUGGACGCCUAUGUACCCCAAAUCAUCGAUAAGGACGAACAAGACAUGCGAUCGAUGCUAAGGGCUAGCUGGGACAAGCUGCUGGAAGACAGUGAGGCGAGACAGGAUGUGUUGUCGGCACAAUAUGGCAAUAGGAUCGAUCACGAAUUUGUUUCUGUGAUUACUAUCAUCUCUCAUGCAAAAGCUUUAGAAUAUCUUCUCCAGGCCAAAAUGAUUUUGUCUUAAGCUUAACUCUUUUUGAAUUUGAUGAAUUGCCAUUUAUUUUCGAAGUCCUGUCCAAGAAGCUUUCUUUUUCUAAUCCUCACAAGCCCAGCACAAGAAGACAUUGAUCACUACGGUGAACAACUUCAAGAAGGACGUCCAUGACUUUCGCAAGAACUACGAGGCCAACGGUCCCAUGGUCAACGGUAUCCCACCGAAGCAGGCCGUCGAACGUCUGAAACGAUUCCGGGAAGAAUACCAAGUGCGCGCUCGUAAAGAGCAGAUCUACUACUUGGGCGAGGACCUCUUCGGUCUGCCCCAUCAGAUGUACCCGAAGAUGGACAAGACGAAGGGCGAAUUGGAGUAUUUGGGCCAGUUGUACGAUUUGUACGUGAUCGUCUUGGACACCAUCCGUGAGUGGAAGGACUACCUGUGGGCGGACACUCCGGAGUACGUCGACAUGAUGCAGAGUGAGACCGAUAAUUAUGGCUUCUUUCCCUAGUUGUCCACCUUGCUUCUGAAGCAUCCUGGAACUGUUCCAAACAUGGAGAACAGCUUGAAGAUUACUCGCAAGAUGGAUUUUGAUCGGUUCUAAAGUAAGUUCGCCGGUAAGUGCAAGCGCAUGCCGAAGGUGUUGCGAGAGUGGCCAGCUUAUUUGGAAUUGAAGAAGGAAAUCGAGGAUUUCUCCGAUGUUUUGCCGUUGUUGACGGAGUUGGCAAAGCCAUCUAUCCAACCAAGACAUUGGAAACAGGUAUGAGACAUAGGAUUUGAAAGGCUUUUCUUUGAUUUGAUUUUUGGUUCAACUUUGUUGUCGACAUGAUAAAUUGAUAGAUUCAUAGUUUGUUACUUCAAACAUAAUGAUUUUUUUCCAAUAUUAACGGACAUCGACAUGAUUUAAGAUAGACUUUUCUUCGUCCAAAAAACCCAGCAUGAUCCUAUUUUCCAAAAAUAACCCAAUAUCUGUAAAAAAUAAAGGUGAUGGACCUGACCGGCAAGGAGCUUGCUAUCGAGUCUGACACUUUCAAGCUUCAGUCUCUCAUCGACGCUAACUUGAACGAGUUUAAGGAUGAGGUGUCCGAUAUCUGCGAGUCUGCGGAUAAGCAACUGGUCAUUGAGCGAAAAUUGGCAGAGAUCUCUGAGCAAUGGAGUGGCAUGAACUUUGAUUUUACAACUUGGAAAACCCGCGACUACCCUUGCUGCAUGGCGCCUGGUCGUGUUGGUGAGGUGCAGGAAAUCUUGGAAGAAACCGUGAUGGCGUUGAAUACUUAUGUUGGGGAUCUGUAAUAUAGACAUUUAAUGACGUGUAUGGUUCUGGUAUUUGGUAAGAACCUGAAUUUGAUCACAAGGGUUCUCUUCUUGUUUUCCCUUAACAUGAUGAAACUCAGGUUACCAAAUACCGGAGCCAUUCAUAACGAUGUGCUGAAAACUUGACGUCGAGCUAGCAGCGUUAGUUGUACAACGACCUUUAGAAUUUCGAAAAAGUAUAGCUGCAGCGUAAAUAAAGGUUGUCUAAUCUUCCAUGAACGCGCAGCGUCACUCGAUCCCGUUCAAGGAGGAACUUGGUACGAUGAUCAUGACUCUGUCUGACACGGCGGACACGAUUGAGCGAUGGUUCAAGGUGCAGCAGAUGUGGACCAGUUUGGAGUCCGUCUUUACCGGCGGUGAUAUUGCCAAACAAAUGCCCAUGGAGGCGAAGAAGUUCCAACAGAUCGACAAGGACUGGAUCCGCAUUAUGGCCAAGUCCGCUGAAACGCGCAAUGUGGUGAACUGCUGCCAGAACGACAUGUUGAAGCAGCUGUUGCCGGUGUUGCAGGUGGGAUUGGAGCAGUGCCAGAAAUCUUUGGAAUCCUACUUGGAGGGAAAACGAAACAAGUUCCCUCGAUUCUACUUCACGUCCGAUCCCGCUCUGCUGAAGAUCUUGUCCCAGGGUUCCGACCCGGAGCAGAUCCAAGAGGACUUCGAGAAGUUGUUCGACUCCGUGUCGCGUGUCACAUUCGACGCCAAGGAUCGCAAGAAGAUGACAUCGUGUCUGUCUGUGGUUGGUACAGGCGCCGAGUACGUCAACUUCAUCACGCCGCAACAAGCAGUCGGUAACAUCGAGGACUGGCUCAACAGUUUGGAAGCGGAAAUCGCGCGCUCAGUGCGAAAGGAGUGCAAAUUGUGCUGCGCAGAAACCGGAAAUAUCUUGUUAUGAAUGGAAACGGAUGAAGAUUUAGAUUAUUGUAGCAGUUUUGAUGGUAAGUAGAAGAAAGUGAAAAAGAUUUGUUUGUUACAGUGCAGUCUAAGCAAGCAUGAUAUGAUUUUUAUCCUUCACUAGUAUGUCAACAUUAAUAUUACCAUAGCACAACUCCGAACUCCUUUUUUGUCGACUCUAAUCUAUGCUGGUAUGACCGUGAAAGACUUCGCUGAGAAGUACAUUGCGCAGGUCGCUCUGCUCGGUAUCCAGGUCGUGUGGACCAAUGACUUCCAGGAUGCUCUCAUCAAGAUGAGCAAGGAGAAGGACAAAACUAUCAUGGCUUUGACCAACAAUUAAGGCUUCAUCUUGUGAUACAAUUCUAAUAAUUCAUUUCAACAGUUGAACUACGGCCAAUUUCUUCUGAUUGAUUGGAAAAAGAGUCAGGGAUGAAUGUUACUUAGUGAAGGAUGACAUGUAGUAUGGGAACCAACCCCUAACGUCGAUACAUAGUUACCACUGCGUCCAAAAAUUUCCUCUGAAGAUUCAUUCCUUCUUUGGAAGAUUGUGAAGAAAUGAAGGAAAGAAAUGAAGAAAUCAUGCUACUUCUCACCAAGUGAUUGUGAAGAAAUUUUGAGCAGGUCCUCUUCUUCUAAUACAGGAAGUUUGUCCAGAUCAUGAGUGAUCUCGUUGCCGCUUGUCUGACGGAUUUGGGAUCGACGAUGAACCGAACCAAGUUCGAGACGUUGGUGACGGUGCACGUGCAUCAGAAAGACUUGUUCCAGGAGGUGUGGGCGAAGGUGAAAGCCCACAAAGUGAAGGACGAGAACGAUUUCGAGUGGCUGCGCCAGACGCGUCUGUACUGGAAAACCGACAGCGAGCACGUGAUCAUCUCCAUUGCCGACGUCGACUUCACCUACUCCUACGAGUACCUCGGAUGCAAGGAGCGACUGUGUAUCACGGCGUUGACCGAUCGCUGCUACGUCACGCUAUCCCAGGCUCUCGGCAUGUUCUUGGGCGGCGCGCCGGCUGGUCCGGCCGGAACCGGAAAGACCGAGACCACCAAGGAUAUGGGACGAACACUGGGUAUCUUCGUGAUGGUCACCAACUGUUCCGAUCAGCUUCGAUUCAAAGAUUGCGGAAAGAUCUUCAAGGGUCUGUGCAUGUCUGGGAUUUGGGGUUGCUUCGAUGAGUUCAACCGCAUCGAUGUCGAAGUGCUGUCAGUCGUCGCCAUGCAGGUCGAGGCCAUCACGCAGGGUAAGCGACAAAACGCGAAGAUGAUGCCGUUCCCUGGUGAGCCCUUGCCGAUUCGCUUGAUCCCAUCGGUGGGUUACUUCAUCACGAUGAACCCGGGUUACGCUGGUCGCCAGGAGUUGCCGGAGAACCUGAAAGUGAUGUUCCGUGGUGUGACGAUGAUGGUGCCAAACCGAGAGACCAUCAUGAAGGUGAAGCUCGCCUCCGUCGGUUUCUCCAUGAUGGACUUGCUAGGAAAGAAGUUUUGCGUGCUCUACGCUUUGUGCGAGCAGCAGCUUUCGAAGCAACGCCACUACGACUUCGGACUGCGCAACAUCUUGUCCGUGCUUCGUACGAGCGGUAUCGUGAAGCGUUCCGAACCUCCAGACUUCGACGAGGAAAUGCUUUUCAUGCGGACCGUGCGUGAUAUGAACUUGUCGAAGUUCGUGGCGGAUGACGUGCCACUCUUCCUGGCGUUGCUCAAGGAUCUGUUCCCGAAGACAGCGGAGCCGCCGAAGAAGACGUACCCCGAAAUUGACGGCGGAGCGCGUAAAAUCGCGGUUGCCAAGAAGCUGACGCAGUGGGAUGCCUGGAUGCUGAAGAUCAUUCAGCUGUACGAAACCUCCCUCGUGCGCCACGGUUUUAUGCUUGUGGGGCCAACCGCGUGCGGAAAGACCGAGAUCAUGACCACCUUGGUCGAGACCUUGAUCGGCAACGGCCUGCCGCACAGGACCGCGAUUAUGAACCCGAAGGCCAUCACGGACUCCCAGAUGUACGGCGUCAAGGAUCCGGUUUCGGAAGAAUGGACCCCAGGCGUCUUCGCCAGUAUCUGGGCUCGGUACAACAAUCGUGCGCUGAAAUACACGACUUGGAUCGUGUGCGAUGGUCCAGUCGAUGCUAUCUUUAAGACAGGAUGUCUUUACAACUACCCAUAGAAGCCAUGGCCAUAGAGGAGUGCAUCUUCUGCAUCCUCAGCAUGAUGAUCAUCCUUAAUGUGUGCGUGUCCUUUUCAAGAAGAAAAAGCGCACAUCAUUAUUUCUUACAUUAAUAUAAGGAAAAGCUCUAAUUUUUGGAUUGAGAACUUGAACACGGUGUUAGAUGACAACAAGAUCUUGACGCUGGCGAACAACGAUCGCUUCCCGAUGACGGACAACUGCAAGAUCGUCUUCGAGGUCGAGAACUUGCGGAACGCCAGCCCAGCUACAGUGUCGAGAGCGGGAAUCAUCUUCAUCUCGCCGUCCGAUCUGGGGUGGAAGCCAGUCUUGAUGUCGUGGCUGCAGAAAAGGAUCGAGAUCAACGCUAACCGGCAAGAGGAGGUCGAUAUCUGCAAGGACAUCUUCAACAAAUUGAUCUACACUCCGCCACCUGGCACCGGAAUUUGCGAGGACUUGUUCGAUUACUUCAACCGAAACAUCGUCACGGUGAUGCCUGUGAACGAUAGCAUCGUCAUUCUGAACAUUCUGAACAUGCUUUCCUCUUAAGGCAGCUAUAAGUACUUCGCCGAACUAUUUAAUAGAAGCAAAGUUUUUGAACACCCACUCCAUGGUUUGACUUUUGUUUUUCUUUAUCUUAAAUAAAAGGUAUGCAUCAGCAUCUUCUUCAGGUCGUGGCUCAGGAGCAUCUCGAAGCUUGCUUCUCUCCAAGUAAGAGAGGGGAAAGAAGUAGCUGUAGCUUCAAGACGUUGUAUCUCAAGAACAGUUUUGUCCCGCCAUUAGUCUAAUCUUCUCUUUUGCACCCGUGUGUGCAGGUGAGCGAGAUCCUCCCUGCCGAGGCCUACCGUCGUUUGAUCUUCUUCUGCAUUGUUUGGGGCUUCGCUGGUCUGUGUGAACCGGAGAUGCGUGUCGUCUUCUACGAGAAGUUCUGUGAGUCAGUGGUCGCUGCGAAGAUGAAGGACGCCAUGCCUCCAUGCAAAGUUAAGCACCUUCCUUGUAGAAAUCCUCUUCUAAUAAUCCAUUACAACAUCUAAACGUUUGCUCGAGAUCCAUCAGUUUGCGAAGAUGAAAUACUUAAGUUAAUAUGGAGUAACUACAACAUCAAUGAGUUCUGUUGUCAAAGUGGGGCUAUCUUGGUGUGAACGCCUUGUUUGAGCUGUAGCAUUAAGAGAAUCUUACAUUUUCCGCAGCGCUCAUCAUCCUAGGAGUCGCACAAGAUACGUCUCUGCUAAAAGUUCUAAUAGUUUGCGAAGAUGAAAUACUUAAGUUAAUAUGGAGUAACUACAACAUCAAGAUCAACAAGUAGCAUAAUUUCGUCUUCUAAUAAAAAGGGCGAAACUCUCUUCGACUACGUCUGUGACGCAACGCAGAAGACCCGACCCUUUAUCAUGUGGAAGCCCGACGAGUGGAAGCCACCAAAGAAGCUGAUUUUCUCCUCUCUCCUGAUCCCGACCUUGGAUUCCACGCGUGCUGAAUAUUUGAUGUUAUGACUUGAUAUUUGACAACUUGAUCUACUUUUUGUGGGGUACCGAAUCUUCAUCCAUCUACUGCUUCACAAAGACCUUAAUAUUCUACUUAGCAGGGUCGUCCCAUUCCUUAAAAUGGGAAAAGAUGACUUUGAAAUUGGGUAUACUCCAUGAAUGUCUUAGGAUCAUGACUGUCUAAUGAUGGGCAUGAUUCAGGCGUACAACCGAGUUCGUUUGCCAACCGUGUACCGAUCCAGUCUUCUUGUCGGUGGAGCAGGAACGGCCAAGACGUCGACGUGCUUGAUGUACAUGGCUAGGUUCAACAUGGAGACCAUGCUGUCGAAGCGUAUCAACUUCUCGUCCGCGACCACGCCGUUGGGCUUCCAGAAGACCGUGGAGGCUGAGGUAGAGCGUAAGACGGGUAAGACCUUCUGCCCUCCGGGUGGCAAGGAGAUGACCUUGUUCUUGGACGACAUCUCCAUGCCUGUGGUGAACAAGUGGGGCGAUCAGGUCACGAACGAAUUGAGCCGGCAACUGAUCGAGAUGGAGGGCUUCUACUUCUUGGACAAGGACAAGCGUGGAGACUUCAAAACGAUUGAGGCGAUGUCCUACUUGGGUGCCAUGGGUCAUCCAGGUGGCGGUCGUAACGAUAUCCCCUCUCGUUUGAAGAGCAAGUUCUACCUCUUCAACAUGGUCGCGCCGGCAACCGUGUCGGUUGAUAACAUCUACGGUUCUAUCUUGCGCGCCCGCUUCACGCAGAAGAACGGCUUCUCUGAUGCGUCGAUGGCACAGUCUAAGAAGUUGACGGCCGUCACGAUUGACGUGUGGAACAAGGUGAAGAGCACGCUCCUCCCCACGCCGGCUCGAUUUCACUACAUCUUCAACAUGCGUGAGUUGUCCCGUGUUUUCCAGGGCAUUCUGGAGACCCCUGCUGGCAGCGUGAAGACCGCCGAACUUGUUUUUACGGCUUCCGCAAACAGAUACACCUUAACGAGCAUUUUGCUUUGACACGUUUCUUUUCAAAGGGAAAAAAGGUCAAAGAUGCUUACACCCCACGAGUGGGUACAUCUAUCUAUCUAUCUAAGAUGAACAUAAGGAAUGUCUAAUGUUUCGUCUUUGUGGAAGCACGAGGUGACGCGUGUCUUUGCGGACAAAUUGUCGCGACAACAGGACAAGGACUACAUUGACAAGGUGGUCACUGAUUUCAUGUCUGAGCACUUUGGAGAGGCUAUGGUAGAUUCCGUCUUGGAAAUGCCGACGUGGUGGUGUGACUUCCAGCGUGAGGGAGGUGAGGAUCCGGAAACUGGUGAGGAAAUCCCAGCCCCCAAGAUCUACGAGCCCAUGCAGAGCAUGGAGUUUGUGCGUGGCAAGGCCUACGAAUAUUUGAUUACGGGUUUAUUCAAAAUUUUUACAUCCUCCACCACCAUCCUCGGCCUUCUAUUUUCUAGUAGGAAAAUAUACUAGGCUAAUAUUAAGUAGCAGAGUCAUGUUUACUGAAGAAAGCACGAGUGAAGUCUUAUCUUGCAGCAAGAACCUCUAAUCUGAAGAAGUUCAACGAGGCCUUUCCAGCUUCCGCCAUGAACUUGGUCUUGUUCGACGACGCCAUGAAGUACAUGAUGCGCAUCAACCGCACGAUCCAGUUUCCGCGUGGGAGCGCGAUGCUAGUCGGAGUCGGUGGUAGCGGAAAACAGAGUCUGACAAUUAUGGGUUGGAAGUUGACAUCAACAUCUCUAUAUAUAAUGAGCAUCUCUAUGGUUUCUUCAAGUAGACGGACAGGCAAACUAUCCUAUCCUAUCCUAUAUCUUCAAGUAGGAAAGCCAUAGAUAUGCGAGCUACUAGAGCGGUCAAACUUCAACCCCUAAGACAAGAUUGUCAGCUUCGACGUCAAGGCAGAAAUGCUUCCAAAUUACCAUCACCAAGACCUACAACGACAACGCCUUGUUCGAGGACUUGCGUGGACUCUACUUAUGAAUGUUGGAUAACAUCAGCUUCGAUCAUUUUGGGGAAUUAAGUACAGAUUCUUGCUUAUUUUUACAUCUCCUACAGCUACUAAUUCCUUGAUAAUCUGACUAUCCUCCGUAGAUUCAACAUGAAUCCCUCUCUGUCUGUCUCUUUAUCCCAACAAGAUUCUAAUUCUCGUUGCUGCCGGUGCGAAGGGUGAGAAAGUGACAUUUAUCUUCACUGAUGCGGAGGUGAAGAAUGAAGGUUUCCUCGAAUACUUGAACUCGAUUUUGGCCACAGGUGAAGUCGUUGGUUUGUUCCAGAAGGAUGAACGUGAUGGCAUGGCUGCCGAGUGCCGUAAUGACUUCGUUCGCGAUUAUCCUGGUGCUGAGGAGACCAUGGCCAACUUCUACAAGUAUUUCAUGGACCGACUUCGUGACAACUUGCACUUAAGGGUUUCCACAUUACUGUACAUCCUCCACGUAGAUUUUUCAAGUGCAUGAAAAAAGGCCAAGAAGAACGCCCGGAACGAAGAGUGCAAUCAUCUGCUUUGAACCUCUAAUCCACUUAGUGCUUUGCUUUUCGCCGAUGAACGAGAAAUUCCCGCUCCGAGCGCAGAAGUUCCCAGCUUUGUUCUCGGCCGUGGCCAUCACGUGGUUCUUGCCCUGGCCCGCAGAGGCGCUGGUUGCUGUCGCGGACGCCUUCUUGGCGCCGUAUGAGAUCGAUACGCCAGCAUCCAAGAAGCAGCUGUUGUACGAGCUCCUGGGUUCCUUCCAGGCCAUGGUGGGCGACGUCUGCACCGUGUACUUCACGCGCAUGCGUAAGCAUGUUUACGUCACGCCGAAGACUUUCCUGUGCUUGAUCGAUUUCUACAAGUCGAUGUACCGUGUCAAGUACGACGAAAUCAACGUCCAGUUACGGAGGUCAACAUUAUUUACUAGUUUCUUUGAAGUGAAGUAGUUUCUUGAAUUCUAAGGCCAAUGUGAUUACUAGUUGUCUUGUGUCCAUCCAAAAUCAAACUCAGCACCUCAUCUUUUGUGGUGCGCCUUUGACCAUUGGGGAGAUCUUGGGGAAACCCUCUUGGGGAGAGCCUCUUGGGGAGAUCUUCUAAUCUAAAUAUUGCAUCCUCGAGUUACAUCAUGAGGAAUACAAGGGACCCUUUCAAAGGGCACUUCUAUCUUCGAGAUGAGUAGAGGACCAUCAAGAUAGAUGAACAUGAAUACUAAAUGUUGACCAAACUCUAAUGCAUGAGGUGAGCGUGAACAAUGGUUUGUUGAAACUCGCUGAGGCUAGUGCGCAGGUCGAGGAGAUGAAGGUCGAGCUUCGCGAACAGGAGAAAGUGCUGAAAAUUGAAGAAGAAAAAACCAACAAACUGUUGAACUUAAGGCAUGAUCAGUUACAUUUUUCCCUCAGUUACAAUUUAGGUAGCUGUACCAAGAACUGAUGUGAUGUUCUUCACGAUGAAUUUCAAUUUCAUUUUACACUUUUCUUCCAUUCAUGAUCUCCUUUUCUUGCAUUCCCCUUUUUUUGUAAGUAGUUACUUUCUUCUAAGGAAAAAGGUGCAGUUCGAAAAGGGGAAAGCUGAGAAGAAAGCCGAAGAAGUCGGUGAGCAGAAGUCUCAGUGCCUAGCAACGGCUGCAGGAAUCCAGAAGGAUAAUUAAGGGUAGUCUAAAGGUGUUCCUGCUACCGAUCGUUUUGCCUUUCUGAAGGGGGAAAGGCAUUAUAACGGGCGGGGUAAACGACCACCAAAAACCUACCUCUAAGAUAAGGAAGAGGCAAACGUCGAACUGAAGAAGGCCAUGCCCUUUUUGCAUGAAGCCGAGGCAGCCUGCAAAUCCAUCACGCCCAAAUUAUGAAGAUGAAUGCUGAAGAAUGUUCAAUAUUCAGACCAUGAAAAUGAAUGCUCUUCAAGGAGUUGUAGUAGGUACUCCGAGAGUAGAAUUUCUAGUUGAAUGCCACUACAUCAAGAUGAGUCGGUUCUUUUCAAAAACAAGAACCGCAACAAGAAGAACGGUUCAUGUACUGAGUUAUUUUUGAUCCUUUCAUCUUUUUUCUUUCUUAUUUUAGAUCCUUUCAGUUUCUUGUCGUCGACGAUGUGCUCUUUGUACUAGAAGUUCUGCUCUUUGUUGUACUAGGUUUUUCCCGUCUCUUUAUGCAGGAUCCAUAACCUAACCUAACCUAACCCAGCCUAACCUUCUAAUCAGCGAUAUCACGGAAUUGAAGGCGAACAAGAACCCUACAGAUGUGAUCAAGCUGACCUUCGAUGGUCUCCACAUCUUGAUGAACAAGCCCAUGGUUGACGCUGCCAAGAAGACGUUUAACAUCUCGAAGACUGAUGGGGACUUCAUUUAAGGCUUCCCCUAAUCCAUCUCAUGAAGCACCAUCCUGGAGUUGUUUCAAGGGUAAAUGAGGUCCAGGGUGAGUCUCAAGAUGGAUAAGGGCGAGCUCUAAUUCAUCGCCGAUAGUUUCCAGGAGUACACCAAGUUCACCCUCUCCGAUAUGCGUUUCUUACCAUCACUUUAAGGCAGCCGCGGACGACAAUUUUAUACUUUUCUUAGAUGAUUGUACUGAUGAAACAGACUUUUUUUUUUCUCUCUCACAGAUAGAUUAGACACAGAGAGAGAGAAAUACAACUUUCCGGAUUCUAGUAGCUGAAUCCUCUCUACUCUUCUCUAAGCUCUGUUGGAUUUCGCAGCGAACGAGAAGGACAACAUCAACGACGAGACGUGCGAACUGCUAGAGCCUUACCUGCGUUUCAACGCCGUUCCGGCUAAGAACUGGUCUCCCUUCCCUGCAUUCCCAGUAUUGGAUCCGGCUAUCGCCAAGAAGGCCUCCGGUGCUGCGGAGGGUCUCUGUAAGUUCGUCGGUGCGAUGGUGCAGUAUCAUGGCGCUGCCAAGAUCGUGAAGCCGAAGAUGGACUUCUUGAAGGUCCAAGAGGCUCGCUUGGAGAAGGCUAUGAAAGAGUUGGGCGCGGCCGAAGCAGAACUGAACCGCGUCAUGUCGGAAGUCGCAGUCUUGGAUGCGCAAUUGAAUGAAGGUAGUUUUUUUUUUUGCUACCCAUUCUCAUCGUGUGCAAGAAAAAUAGUUUCAACUUCUGCCUUAGAAGUACUUCCUCGCCCCACGCUUACACGCACCCACGACAGCCCUCGAGAAGAAAUCUGCCCUUGAGGCCAAUGCCAACGCCAUGAAGCGUAAGAUGGACGCCGCAAACAAGUUGUUGUCUGGUUUGGCAGGAGAGAACGCUCGUUGGACUGAAGAUUCAAAGAACUUCGCAUUGCGUCGCAAAGCCUUGGUCGGCGAUAUUGCUCUUUUUAUGGAUCAUGGAGUUUAAGUACUACUUAGUCUACUUAUUUACUAACUGCAGAUCAAGUCGAUGUAGUCCUCGUGAAAGUAGAUGGAAACACAUCAUGAACAAGUAGAAUCAAAGAGUGUAGUACAACGAGCAGUGGUGACUUAUAUAUGAAUAUGAGUAAAUUCUUUGCAAGUAGGAAGUGUCUCUCUACUAACUCUGAGUAAAUUGUUCUUCACGGCAAGUAAGAACUGUUCGUUUACUAAAAAGUGAACCGUGGUGGUGAAAAUCUCGUUUGCUGCUCUCUUUCUCUAAGCUUUGUUGCGCUUUCGUGACCUACUGUGGCCCGUUCAACAGUGAGUUCCGUGACAAGCUGAAUGUCGAGUACUUCCUCAACGAUACGCACAAACGGGGCGUCCCCGCCAGUUCGAAGGUGAAUCUGGUCGAGUCUUUGGUCGAAGGCGCCACCGUCGCGGAGUGGGCCUUGGAGGGUUUGCCGUCUGAUGACUUGUCCGUCCAAAACGGUAUCAUGGUGACGUUAAGGCGUGCUGUUGUUUCCCUAUAAUUUAAUUCAUUAUUCUUGUCUAUCCCACGAAACAAAAUAUUGCUCUAUCUUCAGAGACACGACAGACAUCCUGAUCUUGGAUUUAAUCCAUUUCUUCUAUUAGCUAGAAAAGGAGUCAAGACCCUUCUAGGAAGUGGGGAGCCAUGAUUGUUUCAGGGGAAAUAUUAUAAAGGCUUGUAAAGCUGCAUUCCCUUCAACUCUCAAUCUUCCCGUCCUACUUAAAUAAGCGUGCUCGUUUUUGAUCAAAAGCACCAAGGCAGGGGUACGUAGACUAGAGGCUAACUAAACACCGUCUAGUCCUUUCAGCAAUAUUAGAAAGUUUCGUCUAGCUCGAGGAUCAUGCAUCAGGAUGUAAGUACUAGCAUCUCAAGAAGAUGUAGAAGAUGCUCGUCGCGGUCGUGUUUGAGAAGCUCUAAUAAGGCGGUCAUCGAGGUUUCCGUUGAUGGUCGAUCCCCAGGGGCAGGCGAACCGCUGGAUCAAGAACCGAGAAGCUGAGCGAAUUGCAGCCAGUAACGGCAUGGCAAUCACCGCGCUCUCCAAUUAUGGUCCUCGCUUAUAUAUACUGUCUGUGUCCAAGCCCAUCUUCUUUCUCUCAGUAUUUUCUCAUAUAAGUUGGUUGUAGGUGAAGCAAGUGCCCUUUUCUUUGUAGUUCUUGUAGUUCCCAGCAUUAUAGUAAGAACAUAGAAGGAAGGGAGAAGGUGGUGCUGUACCCACGAGAUGGGGGGAUCAUCCAGCACUUGCAAUCUCUAAUCUUGCAAUCGGUUGAAGGACUUCAUCGAGUUCACGAUGGGCGAGGGCUUGAUCUUGCUGAUCGAGAACGUGGAGAACGAAUUAGAUCCCAUGUUGGAUCCUUUGCUCGACAAGGCCAUCAUCAAGAAGGGAAAGAACUUGUACAUCAACAUCUCGGAUCAGAACAUGGACUACAACCCCAAGUUCUAUCUCUUCAUGACUUCGCGUCUGCCCAACCCGCACUUCUCCCCGGAGUUGUCGGCAAAAUGCACCGUGAUUGACUUCACGGUCACGCUGAAAGGUCUCGAACAGCAGCUUCUGGGCCGUGUCUUGGGCAUGGAACAGAAGUCUUUGGAGGAAUCUUUGGCCCAAUUGAAGGAAGAAGUGACCAACAACUUGAAAGCGCUCGCUUUGUUGAACGAUCAGCUGCUCUUCAAACUGUCCAACUCCACUGGGUCUCUGCUAGAUGACACGGAACUAAUCGAAGUGCUGGCCAACACCAAGGCUAAGGCCACCGAAGUGUCGGAGAAGCUGGCUUCCGCUGCGGAGAAAGAGAUCGAUAUCAACGAAAAGCGCGAACAGUUCCGUUCCGUGGCCACUCGUGGGUCGUUGAUGUACUUCAACAUGACGGACAUGACCCUGGUGAUGAACCCAAUCACGAUGCAGCCCACCGGUUGGAUGUACAACUGCUCUCUGAUGCAGUUCCUGGAGCAAUUCGACAAGUCCGUGCUCAACUCCGAGAAGGUGCAGCCAACAUCGAAGCGCGUCGACAAGAUCAUUGACUACCUGACCUAUCAUUAUGAUUUUGAUGUGGAUGUAUUUGAUCAUUUUUUUGAUGUGGAUAUAUUUUUUUGGAAUUUUUGUUAGGACGACCAUGUCUAAUCGCCAGUUUACCGAUACAUGAACCGCGGCUUGUUCGAACGCGAUAAAAUGACCUUCAAAUUGAUGGUCACAAUGAAGAUCAUGGUUGUCGCCCAGUCCCUCUCCGGUGGCGACCUGUCGUGCUUCCUCAAAGCCGGUUCUGCCUUGGAUGUGAAGUCUGAACGACCCAACCCCUUCCGCUGGCUGUCCGACAAGAUCUGGCUGAAUUUGUUGAACUUGUCCCGCCAUGCUUUCGGCGAAUUGCAAGUCCAGUUCUAUCGCGAGAUCGUGGACAACAUCUCAAAGAACGAAGCUGCAUGGAAGAAGUGGUUCGAUGAGAACGAACCGGAAGGAUGUCCAGUGCCGGACUACGAAGAUUAUGGCUCCUUCUUGGACAGAAGUGGACUUCAUCAUAGAAGUAAGCGAUUUAUUUUGAGAUGUUGGAAAUAGCAAGAAGUAAUAUGCACGACCAGCUUUUCUUUUCAAAAUAGGUCUGAAGACCCACCACCCUCCUGUCGUCCGGUUCACCCUCUAAUUUCCACGUCUCGGCAUGGAGCGUGUCCUUGGUCCGUUUAUGCGUAUGGUCCUCGUCCGUUCCAUGCGUGAGGAUCGAACCACCGUUGCUUGUUCUCAGUUCGUCAACGCGGUGUUGGGCAACAAGUUCACGGCUCCCGUCACCGAUCCUGUCAGCGACAUCUUCGACGAAUCCGCGUGCCGUAAACCGGUUCUGUACUUGCUGACCACGGGAAGUGAUCCGUCCGCGUCGAUCGAUGAGCUGGCCAAGAAGAAGAAGAAGUUCCCGACCGAUAAGGUGAGCAUGGGCGAAGGUCAGGAAGUCGUGGCGUGGGAGAAGAUGAAGAACGGAUUCCUGAUUGGUUCUUCUAUGGCGUAAGUACUUCUUAGAUGUUGAUUAAAUUUCUGUGCCGUGUGUGAACAGUAUUUUGAUACUUUUUCCCGAGGACCACUCCCACUGGGCGAAGGAAUAAGCAGCAUUCAUCAGAGACAGAUGAAGCAGCAUGUUUAGCUACUCUCCCAGGCAACAUUACAGAGAUAGAUCAUCACAUUGGCAGCAUUCUGCUAAGCUCAAACUUCAACACCAAAUUCAAGCCAAAGGAAGUAGCAACCUCUAGGGAAAUCUUAGGCAGAUUGCCGAGUAGAUUUACAUCAUCAGCUACAACCUCUAAUCCUUGGGUGAUCCUGCAGAACUGUCACUUGGGUCUGGGUUUUAUGAACCAGCAGGAGGAUAUCUUGACCAAAACGCCGGAGAUUCACGAGGACUUCCGACUGUGGUACACGACUGAGAUCACACGUGGUUUCCCCAUUGGUCUCCUCCAGAUGAGCAUCAAGGUCACGGCAGAACCACCAGCAGGCCUCAAUUAUGGAGAGUGUCAUUUUCUUGUUGGAGAGUGUCAUAUAUUUCUUGGAACUUGAACAUGACUAAGAGUUGUAUAAUUCGAGCGAUUCUUGUCCUUAGAACAAAUGACGGAAACGAAAUUAGAAGAAAUCUUUACGACACGACCAACAGCACUUCAUCGUCUAACUCCCAGCCGGUCUGUUCCGUACGUACACGACUAUUAUGUCGCAGGAAGCGAUCGAGAAGAUUGACCACGAGAAGUGGCGCCAAAUCUCAUUCACCCAGUCCUUCUUGCACUCCGUGGUCCAGGAACGCCGGAAGUUUGGCCCGAUCGGUUGGUGCAUCCCCUACGAGUACAACAAUAGUGACUUGGAUGCGUGCCUGAUGUUCUUGGAGAAGCACCUGUCGGGAACGGUGGCGGUGGGACAGGUACACUUGUUACAGAGAGAAGGAGGUCGUGUAUUUUUUAUAAGGAUGAAUGUUGAGUUCUUUGUUGAGAAGGUCGUCGGUGUAUAAGGAUUUGGGAUUGGGUAUUCUUCGGUUUCAACUACGUCAUGAUUGUAGUUGAUGCUUUGAAUGGAUGCCACAAGCAACUCUUGUUUUUUAAGCUGUUCAUGUGUCCUGGAUUACCGUUCAGCUACUUAGUUCUCCUUCCCGCAAACAAUCACAAACAGCCGUUAUCCUGGAUUACCGUUCAGUACAUGAUCGCUGAGGUGCAGUAUGGAGGCCGCAUCACGGAUGAUUUGGAUCGCGAGUUGUUCAUCACCUACACCCAGAAGUGGUUCUGCGAUGACAUCUUCAAGCCAGGUUUCACCUUCAACAACUACGUCUCCGAUUUCCAGUACCGCAUUCCUCUCGGUCUCGAGAUUGAGAACUACCGUGAGUUCAUCGAUACGAUGCCGCCAGUGGAUUCUCCAAACAUCUUCGGUCUGCACACCAACGCAGAUUUGACUUACCGGUAUUUCUUUUUUAUUGUUGUUGAGUCGAAACAUAAUUUAGAUUACCGGUACUAGGAGAAUUACCCAUAAUUAUUACCGUCAGAAUUGCUAUUCUUGGAAUUUCCAGUAGAUCUGAUUUUCAUCAUCUUCGUAUCCGUAUGUUUUUCUUUUAAAUUCAUCAAGCAGUGAGUCAUGUCUCUGAAUCUCCUUGUUCAAAAGAACUCAACAUCUUUUCCACCAACACCACCUCAGAUUAAAAGAAGCCUCAGAGAUGUUGCAGUCUAUUAUGGAGACGCAGCCGAAGGACAGUGGUGGUGGUGCAGGAAAAUCCGUCGACGAGAUCGUCAAGGACAUGGCAGCAGAUUAUUUGACUAAAUGUCCACCUGAUUUCGUUGAGGAGAUCUUCCGUGCCCAGAUUGCGAAGCUGAAGGGACCACCAAACUUAUGGCUCUUUCCUAAAUCCAUCUCACUCUAGUAUGCUGACUAGCCCAAGCCCGCUGAAUCAUAUUUUACUUCAAGAAGGGAAAAUAGGCCACAGUUGCUAGUACUCCGUUUUAGCACCAUUCUUGACUUAUUUGCCAAGAGUCAUGGGAAACAAGUCCUCAAGGAUGAUGCGAAGAACAGCACAUGCACAAGUGUAAAUGUAGUUUGUCCUCGUAACCGCAACCUCUAAGAAAAACGCCCGAUAAAGGUUUCUCCGCACCGCUCAACAUCUUCUUGUUUCAGGAGCUGCAGCGCCUGCAGAACAUUAUCGGUAUCGUCCGUAACAACUUGCAAUCGCUGAUCAUGGCUAUCGAUGGUACAGUCGUGAUGACUCCGGAACUGUUGCAGGAUUUGAACAGCGUCUUCGAUGCCAAGGUGCCUGGUCGAUGGACCCACGAUCCCUCUGGGGCGGAGAUUUCAUGGCUUUCUCCUACCAUUGGUGCGUGGUACACCGGUCUCAUUGAACGACACACCAUGUUGUACAACUGGCUCGAAAACGGACGCGGAUUCAUGAAGUCAUACUGUUAUGAGGGCUGCUGGCAUGAUAAUUCUAAUUGUCAAGAUUUGAUCACUGUGUCAAAAAUCAAUUAUGUGAUAUACAUAUAACACUGUGAAGCACUCUAAUCCCUGCUCACUGGCUUCACCAACGCGCAAGGUUUCUUGACCGGUGUGCGACAGGAAGUCACUCGUCAGCACAAGAAGGAUCAAUGGGCCUUGGACGAUGUGAUGAACCACACAGAGGUGCAGACCUACGAUCCUGAGAAAGCGAAGGACGUGCCAGAAGAAGGACAACAUUUCCAUGGACUCUUCAUGGAAGGCGCACGCUGGAACCGACAAGAAGGAAAGAUUGAUGCUAUGGUGAUAGACUUUUAUUUUAGAAAACUUUGAAACAUUUUCACAAACUUAGAACAACUUUCUAGUCGGAAAUCGGUUCGGGUUGUUUCCAUGACAGGUGGCACUUUACAAGAGAAGUCACGUAAUCAAAAAAAAAAUUUUUCCCUCCUCUAAUCCCCAAUCCGAGCCGAAGAAGCUGUUCGUGAUCAUGCCAGUGACCUACUUGACCGCGGUGACGCAGAAGGAGAAGAAGGCCUUGGCCGGCAUGUAUGGCGCGGUGAGUCCCUACGACUGUGCGGUCUACAAGUAUCCGCGACGAAACGACAAGUACUUGAUCUUCCGACUGCUGCUGAAGACCGACGUGCACGCCUCGCACUGGAAGCUCCGUGGCGUCUGUCUGCUGGCGCAGACAGAGUAGGGACAGAGUUGAAAAAAACAAUAAGUAGAAAAAAACAAUAAGUAGUUAGAGUGGAAAUUCUUCAUCUAUCAAGUAGAGAAAUUUACGACUUCUAAUAAAUAAAUUUGUUGCUGAACUUUUACCUUCAUGGAUGUUGAUAACUUCCGGGCGGGAAGGGUGAGAUGACUGACCAAUAUUAGGACAGUAAGUAGGAGUAGGACCACUUGAGCAAGACUAGAAUUACGAGUAUUUUCUGGGCAACUUGUAAAAGAUGAAUCACAUCGCCAUCAAUAUUAGGAAAUAUCUAUUUCAUCCACAGGAACAAGAAUACUACGUAAUCAUGAUCGCGGAAGAUUCUUCUAUCAAUUUUGGCGGUCGUUAUUCCGAUGAUUCAACAAGCCCUUUCUCAUGCUUGGAUGAGCCUUUCCAUUAUGGAAUUUCUAGAUCUAGAUUCUAAGAGCAGGUAUGUGCUCUCCUGUCUCAUCAACAAGCAGUUUCGUCUUAACGCAAGUACCUAGUACAGCCUCCAUUCACCAAUGAAAAUCGAAAUUGUACCCAGUACGAGCUGCAAAGAACAAAAAGAACUGCUUACAACUACUAAGACGAGAUCAACAUCUAGUCUGAUGAAACCUGUGCAGAAGCAAGUACGACUACCAAGAAGGCAAUACUUACGGUUUUCUACUCAACAGCUACAAUCUAUUCACUACUUAUUCAAAAUACCUCAGUGUAAUAAUUGGAUAUCGAUUUCGAAUCAUCUUCAUCUUUCCAUUUGACAAACGCAAAAGCAAUAAAAUGACUCACAACAAUAAUUCUGCAGUCUGAAGAACUGAAAUCUCAACUCAUACAUCGUUAUUCUCACAAUCCGAAAGACCUUGACCAUGAUGAAUCAUCUAUAUGAUACAACAAUCUAUAUUAAGAAAGAAUCAACAGAAUAGUUGCUGAAAGAGGUGGAAAGAACAACUUGAACAGUGCAGUUGCUGCAUCGGUUGUAGGUAUCUUCGAUGCUUGUCGUGUUGGUUCUGAUGCAUCACUACUUACGGUGAGGAUCAAAGGUUCUUACAACUGAUGAUAACUACAAUGUAGUCGGCAAGAUUCAAAAACUGCUAGUAUUGCAUAGAAGAAGUAUAUCGAAACUAAGCAGGGAUACAAACAACUAAACUCACUACUCAGAAGGACCGUAUCUACCACAGUAGGCAAUUUUCUCUCGUGCUUGUUGGGUUGGGUCUGCGCCACAAUGUCCUUAGUGGGAUAAGCUGAUACAUUUAAGAACGCAACGGACCUAAAAAUGCUACUCAGCAGAUUCCAAGAAUAUGGCAGUGUACGUGUUGUGCUUUCGAAGAACUAUCCCGCUGAGGGCACCACCUUGCAAGUAGUGCUUAGGUUUCCAAGGACCGACAAUAGAAGAAACACCACUAAAAGAAAUUCCUUAUGAAAUGAAACUAAAGUAGAAGAUCAAUCCAUCAAUUUAACCUGUAUACCAUUCUCUAGUAGUUGUUGAUACAAAAAAACCAAGUCGGCUUGACGGCAGCAACAAUUGAUGCGAUGGGUUCCGAUAGGACUUGGAGUUACG